UCUCUUUUUUUUUUUUUUUUCUUUUUUUCUCUUUUCUUAUUGUUUCAUGAUGCAAAGGUCUCGCUCUGGGGGCGCCUACCCCUUCAACCCCAUGGCGCCCGCUCCAGCAGCAGCAACAACGACAACAACAACAUCAUCAUCAUCAUCAGGACCAGGAUCAGUAUCAGGAUCGCGGUACUCGAACGCACCGAGGUCGCAGUCUGCCGCAGCAACAGCCGCCGCGCUCGCAGCCAGCAACACAAUGCAGGCACCUGCGCCGACGUCGAUCGAAAUCCCGCUGCGUGGCUCGAACGAAGUCCUCGAAAUUGAGUUUGCAGAGCUGCCCGACCUCGGCGAUCUGCUCGGCAUCCUCAAGCAGGAGAAGGCGCGACUCCGCAUCUGGCUCGUACUCGCUAUUCAAUAUUACAACCAAAAGAUGCCCGAGGCGUGCAGCCAGCUCUUGACAGCGGCAUCCGAUGCAGCCUCCACGGAACCAGAGUACGCAGAUGCAAUUCAAGACCGCCUGUCCAUUCUCAAUGCGCUCGGCGCGUUUUACUUGCAGCAGGCCGUGGAAGAACGCGACCGGGAGACACGCGAAGCACUCCUCCAGAAGGCCACCUCGCAGUUCAACCGCGCCGACACGCUGGAUGUGCACGGCACUUUGAAUAUGGUGGGCAAGGGCAUGCUCUUCCUGUUGCGCAACAACUAUGAGCGUGCCGCCACCCAGUUCCGCUACGUUACAGCCCAAAACCCCGCACACAUUCCCGCGCUCAUGGGCCAAGCGUGCGCUGCGUACAACCUCAAGCAGUUCAAGGAAGCACUCGGACUGUACCGCCGGGUACUGCGCAUCAACCCCACGGGCUCGGCGGCCAUUGUCCGCUACGGUAUUGGCGUGUGUCUCUUCAAGCUGAAAGACUUGGAACGCGCGCAGCUCGCCUUCAAGCGCGUGCUCGAGCUCGUCCCAGACCAUCUCGAAGCUUGCGUUGCUCUUGCGACCAUCGAGUUCAACACUGGCGUCGACAAGGAGGCCAGCGCCACCGAGAUGCUGACGGGCCGCUCUGCCGCCACUGUUGCCAACCUCGCGCCUGCCCAAAUCUCAGAGCAAGCCUCGAUUUUGCAGCAAGCCGCGGUGGCGUCCGUCACCUCUGGCAUGCAACUGCUCCAGCAAGCGUACAAGAUCAGCUCGGAAGAAAAUCGCGACAACGCCAUGCUGCUGAAUCACCUCUCCAACUACUUUUUCUCGUACCGCGAGCUCGACAAGUCUGCCAACCUCGCGCUCUCUGCCCUGCAUCGCUCAGAUGUAGACGAAAUCAAGGCAAUCAGCUGCUACUUGAUUGGCCGCAAGCACCACGCCGCUGAAGACUACGACCAGGCCUUCCAAUUCUACUACCAAGCGAAUCGUUUGUGGGACUCGUUCGCGCUGCCCCAGUUCGGACUUGGGCAACUGUAUAUCAAGAAGGGCGAUAUUGCCAAAGCCGCCGAAUAUCUCGAAAAAGUCUUGGUCAAAUUCCCCGACAACUACGAAGCCAGCAAGAUUUUGGGCUCGCUGUACGUGACCAGUCAGUACUCGAACAAGCGCCAGCGUGCUCAGCAGCUGUUGCACAAGAUUACCGUUGCCCAACCCAAGGACGUUGAAGCCUGGAUUGAGCUGGCUCAACUUCAAGAGCAAACGGACUUUGCUGCUGCUUUGGAAGCAUACGAGACUGCCGCGCGACUGCUGUUGGAAGCUGAUAUUAAGAUUGCACCGGAGAUUCUCAACAAUAUCGCCACGCUGCGUCACAAGCUCGGCCAAUUGGACAAGGCGCAAGACAUGAAUGCGGCUGCGGCUGCGGAUGUGGACCAACAGAUCCGCGACGAGGAGCAGAACGAGAUGGUUGAUGCACAGAACUUGCGCUCCCUGAACGGGCUCAAGGUCACCAUUCGCUAUAACCGUGCCCGUCUGUUGGAGGACAUGAAUAAUCCCGCAGACGCGGAAGUUAUCUACCGUGAAUUGAUUCAAGAGCAUCCGACGUUGAUUGAUUGUUACCUUCGACUCGCCGCCAUCGCCAAAAAUCAAGGCCGCAUCGCGGCGGCGGCCGAAUGGGUUCGCGAAGUCUUUGCCAUUCAGCCCCACAACCCCGAUGCUUGGUGCUUUGUCGGCAACAUGCAUCUCUCGCGCUACGAGUGGAAUCUGGCCCAGAACAAGUUUGAGAUGCUUUUGAAAAACAAUGGCAAGACAAACAAGGUCGAUCCCUAUCCUCUAAUUGCACUCGGCAACAUUUUCCAGCAGUCGGCUCAGCCUGUUAGCGUUCCGAAAGCCCAGAUGGACAAGAGCUACGUUCGUGCUGCAGAGUUCUUCACCAAGGCUCUGCAGGAGGAUUCCCGCAACAUUUACGCAGCAAAUGGCCUCGCUUGUGUCAUGGCGGAAAACGGCUUCGUCAAGGAGGCCGAGGAUGUCUUUUUGAAGGUGCGCGAGACUACCAGCGAGUCUGCGGACGUCUGGACGAAUCUCGGCCAUCUGUACUCUUCAUAUGACUACACUCGCUCUGUCAAGAUGUACACCAACUGCCUCCGCAAGUUCCAUAACGACAAAGAUCUUGAUGUGCUCAUGCAUUUGGCGCGCGUCCAUUACCAAUUCAAAAAGUUUGACGCCUGCAAGUCGGUGCUGCAGCAGGCAUUCCAUCUUCAUCCGCACGAAACGGUCAUCCGAUACCAUCUUGCGUUGUGCGAGGAGGCGUUCGCCGAGCACACCUUUGCUCAAGAAACGCUCCACCCUCGCGAUGUCACGCACGCCAUCGCUUCGUUGCAAGUCGCUCACAAGAUCUAUGAUAACCUUUCCAAAUAUCCCAAAUCUAGUCGGCUCGGAUUUACACCCGCGCGGGCUGCACAGUCUGCGAGCCGCGUUGCCGACAUGCUCGCACAGUCUGCGCAGGUCAUGCGACGUGCCGAAGCGCAGGAGGCAGAGCGCCAGCGAAAGGCACAGGAGCACGAGGUUUUGCGCAAGAACUUGAUGGAGCGCAAGGCUGCGGACGAGGCCGUCCGGCAGUCCAAGAUUGCAGAGGAGCACGCUCGCUUGGCCUUGAUUGCCGAGACACACCGCAAGCGUGCAGACGAGGCCUUUGCCGAGUUUCAAGCGAACGCUUCCGCCGCCGCCGCUGCCGCUGCGUCCAAAAAGUCGAGCAGAGGUCGCAAGGCCGACACAGCGAUGGACGAUUUUGUGGACGAUGAGGAGGACUCGCGCCCCAAGAAGGGUCGUCGCAGCAAGGACUCUGGCUCCUCUGACGAGUCUGAGGAGGACGCUGCAUCGACUCCCAGCAGUAGCCAGGGAGAGGACGGUGGCGAUGGCGAGACUGCUCCCAAAGCCAGCAAGGAGGAGCGAAAACGGCGUCGCGAAGCGCGCAAGAAGGAGAAGCGAAGCCGCGACAAGGCCGACAAAAAGAGCCGGCAGAAACGGCGACGCGAUGACGGAUCAUUGGAAGCUGAACCUCGGAAGGCUGCGCGCGAAGCCGAUUCGUCGGACGAAGACAAAGGAAAGUCGUCGUCGUCGUCGUCGCGUGUGCCCAAGCGCGUCUUCAAGUCGAAAGAGCUCAUCUCCGACUCGGAUGAUGACCAACCUUCUUCCUCCGUCUUCCGCCGCGACGAGGACGACGAUCAAGACGAUGAUGCCAACACGGCUGCGGCGCCUGCUUCGACCGCGACCUUCACGACCAAGGCACGGCGCGCAGUCGAGUCGGACGAUGAAUGAUUUGCAUGUUUUGAUUGGCCUCCCCGUUGGGUGGUGCAGUGAUGACUAUGUGGUCGAAUGCGAUCGUUUUCAGUUUUCCU
Messenger RNA from Capsaspora owczarzaki ATCC 30864, 3783 nucleotides. RefSeq lists its product as hypothetical. Bases 47 to 3703 code for a protein of 1218 amino acids. Gene Ontology annotation, biological process: regulation of DNA-templated transcription. NCBI's taxonomy places the organism in Eukaryota, Filasterea, Ministeriida, Capsasporidae. Gene Ontology annotation, cellular component: Cdc73/Paf1 complex. The transcript is spliced from 12 exons. Gene Ontology annotation, molecular function: RNA polymerase II complex binding. The record is from RefSeq and is a predicted model, not a curated record.